UAAUUAACACAUUGUCUGCUGUAGCCAGUCUCCUCUACUUCUUUGCCUGAUUGUCUCCAGUCUGAUCAGAGCUACAACUGACUGUUUGCCAUUGCUGUAGUGUAAUGUCUAUUAGGAGCUAGCAGCAUUGGAAUGAAUCUGCCUCUCAGUGUGUCCUAACCUAUUCAAGAUCCCAGCUGCAGUGAGCUUGUGGGACAGAAGAUUUCUGUGUGACAAAUAGAUCUCAAGUUCAUUUUUAAGGAAGACAGCUGUUCAGAACUCUCUCUGAAAAUGGCAGAAGCUCAUCAAGCAGUAGCUUUUCAAUUUACAGUAACUCCAGAUGGGAUUGACCUGCGAAUGAGCCAUGAGGCACUCAAACAAAUUUACCUAUCUGGUGUCCAUUCAUGGAAGAAAAAGUUCAUCAGAUUCAAGAAUGGAAUUAUCACUGGCGUUUAUCCUGCUAGCCCAUCUAGCUGGCUUAUUGUAGUUGUGGGUGUGAUGUCAACAAUGUAUGCCAAAAUUGAUCCUUCUUUAGGAAUAAUAGCUAAAAUCAACCGAACGCUUGAUACAACUGGCUAUAUGUCAAACCAAACACAGAACAUCGUGAGUGGAAUCCUUUUUGGCACAGGGCUUUGGGUUGCCCUUAUUGUCACAAUGCGCUACUCUCUAAAAAUGCUGCUUUCCUAUCAUGGUUGGAUGUUCGCUGAACAUGGCAAACUUUCUGCAGGCACCAAGUUUUGGAUGGCACUUGUAAAACUCUUCUCAGGACGUAAACCCAUGUUAUACAGUUUCCAGACAUCUUUACCACGAUUGCCAGUUCCAGCUGUUAAAGACACAGUCAAUAGGUAUCUGGAAUCAGUUCAGCCACUUAUGGAUGAUGAAGAAUUCAGAAGAAUGGAGGGUCUUGCCAAAGAUUUUGCAUUUAAUUUGGGACCAAGGCUUCAGUGGUAUUUGAAGCUAAAAUCCUGGUGGGCCACAAACUAUGUUAGUGAUUGGUGGGAAGAAUAUAUCUACCUUAGAGGACGCGGACCGAUUAUGGUUAAUAGUAACUAUUUUGCAAUGGACUUCCUUUAUUUAUCUCCCACAACCCUGCAGGCAGCUAGAGCUGGUAAUGUUAUCCAUGCCAUCCUGCUCUAUCGGAAAAAACUGGAUAGACAAGAAAUCAAGCCAAUUCUUCUGAUGGGAUCUACUGUUCCACUCUGCUCAGCUCAGUGGGAACGGAUGUUUAAUACCUCCCGUAUCCCAGGAGAGGAAUCAGAUACUCUCCAGCAUGUGAAAGACAGCAAACACAUUGUUGUGUAUCAUAAGGGCCGUUACUUCAAAGUGUGGCUGUACCAUGAUGGUAGACUGUUGAAACCCCGAGAAAUUGAACAGCAGAUGCAAAGAAUUCUUGAUGAUGAUUCAGAGCCUCAGGCUGGUGAAGAGAAACUAGCAGCUCUUACUGCAGGAGAUAGAGUACCAUGGGCUAAAGCUCGACAGACUUAUUUUAGCCAUGGAAAGAACAAACAGUCCUUAGAUGCUAUUGAAAAAGCAGCAUUUUUUGUGACAUUGGAUGACAUCGAGCAAGGGUACAGGAAAGAAGAUCCAGUGAGGUCACUGGAUACAUAUGCAAAAUCAUUAAUACAUGGCAGAUGUUAUGACAGGUGGUUUGAUAAAACAUUCACUCUUAUAAUAUUUAAAAAUGGCAGAACGGGUCUGAACGCAGAGCACUCUUGGGCAGAUGCUCCUAUUGUUGGACACCUGUGGGAGAAUGCAAUGGCAACUGAGUAUCUUGAACUGGGCUAUUCAGAAGAUGGGCAUUGCAAAGGAGAUACCAAUCAAAAUAUUCCUAUUCCUACCAAACUACAAUGGGAAAUUCCAGAAGAAUGUCAAGAAGUGAUUGAGAGGUCUCUGAGCACUGCCAUAGCUCUGGCAGAUGAUGUGGACUUCCAUUCAUUUUUCUUCGAUGCUUUUGGGAAGGGACUAAUAAAGAAAGCAAAAACCAGCCCUGAUGCCUUCGUGCAACUUGCCCUGCAGCUUGCUCACUAUCGGGAUAUGGGAAAAUUUUCUUUAACAUAUGAAGCCUCUAUGACACGCUUGUUCAGAGAAGGCAGGACCGAAACUGUUCGUUCGUGUACUGUCGAAUCAUGUAAUUUUGUUCGAACAAUGGAAGACCCGGCUGAAAAUAAUGAAAAUAAGCUUAAGUUAUUUCGGCUUGCUGCUGCCAAACAUCAGCACUUAUAUCGUCUCGCCAUGACUGGUGCUGGCAUUGACCGCCAUCUGUUCUGCCUUUAUGUUGUGUCCAAGUACCUUGCUGUAGAUUCUCCUUUCCUUAAGGAAGUUUUGUCAGAGCCUUGGAGGCUGUCAACGAGUCAGACACCACAGCAACAUAUUGAUCUAAAGAAGAACCCUGAGAUGUUAUCCUGUGGCGGAGGAUUUGGACCGGUGGCUGAUGAUGGUUAUGGUGUUUCUUACAUUAUCUUGGAUGAAAAUUCCAUCCAUUUCCAUGUCUCCAGCAAAAUAUCUUGUUCUGAGACGGAUUCUCAUCGUUUUGGAAAAAACAUCCAAAAAGCAAUGAUUGACAUCAUGGGUUUAUUUAACCUUAGUAAAAACUGUACCAAGUGAUUUGCCUUAUUGGUGCCAAGCAACCUCCUGUUGUUGGGAUGCGAACUCUUCUGAACAGUGAAUGAGAGCAAGGUUUGUCAAACAGUAGCUGGCGAAGAAACUGAGUCAACAUCUUGAUCACCUAUGAAAACCUUAGCAGUGUAUCGAAUUUUUUUUUUCCCCCCAGUAGUUUGGAAGAGUUUAUUUCCACAAAGGAUGACUUUUGAAAUCUUGUAUGUUUCUAGGGAUGAAGUAUAGUAUCAUUGCAUGAAGUCAUGUGUAUUCUAACUCCUGCAGUUUUCUCUUAAUUUGUAUACACUUGCUCUUUUUUUUUUUUACUUAAAAUUAGUCUACUUGUAUUCCAGAAUCAAAGGGAUAAAACACACUGUCUUAAACUGAAAUACUAGAAAAAGUUUGAUUUGGUAUGCAUUAAUAGCAGAAUGUUCUUCAAUGUAUCUGCUGCUUUAUGUCAACGAAUGACAAAACUUGUGGCUGUUUACUAUCAUUGUUUUUUUGUAAUUUUUUUUAAAGGUAAUUUCUGUAAAACAUAAAAAAAAAAUCCCUGAUAUAACCCACCGUAACAUACCAAGCUGUAGAAUUUUUUUUGGUUUUGGAGAAAAAAAAAAACAUUGGGUAGUGCUACAUUGGGUUAGUAAAAUAUGUCACCUAAUUAGCAGGUAUCACAUUUUUCUUAUUACUUACAAGCAUGUUUGCCACAUUGUUGAUUUUAUUUCUGUAUAAAUAAAUGGACCUGUGUGCUUGUUCAUGUGAGUGCCUUACAAAAAGAAAGAUCCUAAACCCAGGAAAAAAGCUUAUGCUGGGAGUUGGUUUUACAUUGUCUUAGUGGUGAAGGAGGUGAAGUAGUAGUAAUGCAGAUCUAGUUUUCAAAUUAUAAGUUAGGUUGAUGUGGCAUAAGACUUGAAUAUGUUGCCAUAUGGUGCAGUUAGUUUAAAGCUCUAAUGAAAUGCUCCCAUCUUAAAUGGCAAAGAUCAGUCCCUAUGAAAUGCAGAAGUAACUUUGUUUCAGAGCUACAGAUACUCAUGUGUUUAUUUUGGUGAAUGGUAUUGGUGGUCAUUUGAGAUAAGAGUUUCUGGGUCCUGGGGAGUGUCAAUUUACUUAAAUGCAACCUGUUGGAUAGUCUACGAGGCAAGGCUGCCUGUAGAGGCUGAUCAAUUGCAGUUUGCCUGCUUUCAGCCUGGAAGGACCACUACUACAUUGCCAACCAUCUGCACGAGAAGGGCAAACUAUUAAAGCCGUGGAAAAUAGCUCCAGAAUGGGAAAACCCUAGCCUUCUCAAACCCCUGCAGGGAGAUGCUCUUGGUCAAGCACAGUUUCUGAAAGAUACAAGGAGGGAGGGGAAAGCUAUUUCACUCAAGAAGAAGCAUAAUGUUUCCAAGUGCAGAAAUAAAAUGGCUACUACAAAAUGGAAUGACUCUGUGCGCCAUGCUUCUCUUCCCCAGGCUUUAUAGGUGUGGUUACUUUUUACAUCCUGCAGUGCAGUAAAGUGUACCUGUUAGCGCAACAAUUUAUUUUAUUUUUUAAAUGUAAGGUACAUGGUGUUUAGUAAUAUAGUGAACACUGCUCCAGAGCUAAGCUGAUUUUAAAAGGCCUUUGGGGUUGGUAUAAAACUUCUCAUUAGACUUUGGAUGUUUUCUGGCCAGUAUUUCUAACUUUC
Molecule: messenger RNA, 4237 nt
Organism: Pygoscelis adeliae (Adelie penguin)
Lineage: Eukaryota; Metazoa; Chordata; Aves; Sphenisciformes; Spheniscidae
Gene: CPT1A
Product: carnitine palmitoyltransferase 1A (liver)
Exons: 20
Coding region: 271-2583 (770 amino acids)
Biological process (GO): fatty acid metabolic process; carnitine metabolic process
Cellular component (GO): mitochondrion
Molecular function (GO): carnitine O-palmitoyltransferase activity
Source: RefSeq, a predicted model, not a curated record